AGAAAUUGUAGCUUACUUUUAAACACUGUCACAGUGUCAAGCAACUUAAUACCUGUGCCCUGUGGACAGCAAUACUCUAUUUAGCAUCCUUCAACUUAAAACAAAAUUCUUACAUGUAUUUAAAAUAUUUAAAGAUACAUGCACAUGUCCUAAAUGGAUAGCACCAUAUAAUUUUAAAUAUUGGGGACAAUUUUGUCUGAGGCUUUUUAGAUCUAAAAAAAAAAAAAAGUGGCGGGGGGUGGGGAACAACAUUUUUAGCCCAAAGAUACCACCAGAUACCACCUUGUGAUCCCAGUCACUUAUUCUCAAGGAUGGACACUAUAUUGAUCUCUAACAGCACAGGUCACUUUCCUCUUUUAUACUUUAUAUAAACAUCAUGCAGCAGGAGCCCUUUUGUACAUGGCUUUUAAAAUCCAGUAAGUUGUUUUGAGUUUUUCUGUAAUUCUGCAUGUUGUUUUGGAUUUUUUUUUAGCAUUGAAUUCUGUUGUGUGAAUAUCAGACAAUUAAUCACUCCGUGCUGAUGCACAUAUGCAUGUGUUUUAGUUGAGGGUAUUAGGAACAGGGCUGCUAUGUAAAUUCCAGAAAAUGUAUUGGUAUUGGUGAAACAUGUACAAAUUUCUGUUGGGAACAUAUGUAAUAAUCACAUUGUUGUAUUGUAUGUUUACAUCUCUUCAGCUGUAGGUGAUAUUACCAGUUUUCCAAAAUUGUACCACUUUUUACUUGUAACACUUUUCAUGCCAACAAGUAACGUGUGAAUUUCCUAGAGUACCCACAUCCUUGCCAACACAUGGUUUUUUUGUUUUUUUUGUUUUUUUUGAGACGGGGUCUCUUUCUGUCCCCCAGGCUGGAGUGCAGUGGCGCGAUCUCGGCUCACUGCAAGCUCCGCCUCCCGGGUUCAGGCCAUUCUUCUGCCUCAGCCUCCCGAGUAGCUGGGACUACAGGCGCCUGCCACCACGCCCGGCUAAUUUUUUGUAUUUUUAAUAGAGAUGGGGUUUCACCAUGUUGGCCAGGAUGGUCUCGAUCUCCUGACCUCAUGAUCCGCCCGCCUCGACCUCCCAAAGUGCUGGGAUUACAGGCAUGAGCCACCGCGCCUGGCCCAACACGUGGUAUUUUCCGUCAUUUUCAUUUAGUCUUCUGGUUGCUGUGUGAUGGUCUCAGGCUUUAUUUACAUUUCUCCAAUUACUAACAGACUUGAACAUUUCAGCACACUUUUUAGUUAUUGAAUAACCUCUAUUUUGAAGACUUACUUUGCUCAUCUCCCACUAUUUUAGGGGACUUUUUCUUCUUGAUUUAUGGUGGUUCUUUACAUGAAGCUGCAUAAGAUUCCUUUCUUUGGUAUCCCUCUCACUCAGUCUCUCUCUUUCUGUAUUUUAAUAAGCUCUUAAUUUUAAUAAAAUUUUGUUAUUUUUCCCAGUAUAUUAAAUAUUUUUUGUUUUAUUUAAGAAAUAUUUCUCUUAUUCUAAGGCCACAGAGAUUUUGUUUUUUAAAUGAGGAUGUAUAUUUAAAAUUUUAUUUUGCAAUUCAUUCAGAAUUGAGUGUUUUUGUGGCUAGGAAUUCCAUUUUUUCCAGUAAGCUAACAAAAUAUAAUUUAUUCUGUAUUUUGACAAGUUCUUAAUUUUAAUAGAAUUUUAUCUGUUCUUUCCCCAGCAUAUUAAAUGUUUUUUGUUUUAUUUAAGAAAACUUUCUCUAUUUUAAGGCCACAGAGAUGCUGUUUUUGUUUUUUUCAUCAGGAUGUAUAUUUAAAAUUUGAUUUUGCAGUUUAUUCAGAAUUGAGAUUUUUUUGUGGCUAGUAAUUUUAUUUUUUUCCAGUAAGCUAACAAAAUAUAAUGAAUUCUUUUUCAUUUGCUGUCACCUGUCAUUGUCUCACCCAAGUUAAUAUCAUCUCACUCUCAGAGCUGACUUUUCUGUGAAGACUGUAUAAUUCUGUUCCUUUCUUCAUCUUUCAGUUUUCAGCAGCCCCACAGCACCAAAGAGUCAAUGGUAGUUUUGGUCAGAAAUCUUCAGUGGGCCUUUUUUGCUCAAUGGAUAAGUUAUUUUCAUAUUUUAUUUAUUUGUAUGUUUAAUUUUAAAAUAUUAGUUGACAGAUAAUAUUGGAUAUAUUCAAUAUAUCUCCAAAUACACAUUGUGUGGUAAUUGUUACAAAAUCAAUAUCUGCCGUGACUUAAAAGUUUGUCCUCCACCUAAAUUCAUGUUGAAACUUUAAACUCCAAAACAAUAGUAUUAAGAGGUGGGGGCCUUUAGGAGGUGGUGAGGUCAUAAAGGCUGUGCCCUCAUCAUUGAGAUUAAUGACUUCAUAAAAGGACUUGAGGGAGUGAGUUCUGCCCUUUCUGCCCUUCUGCUGUCUGUGAACAUAACAUUCAGGAUGUCAUCUUGAAAGCAGAGACCAAGGUCUUCACCAGAGACAAUCUGCCAAUGGCUUGAUUUUGCAUUUCCCAGCCUAUAUAACUGUAAGCAAUGAGUUUAUGUCACGUAUAAACUACCUAGUCAGGUAUUUUGUUAAAGCAGCAGGAAGGGACUGAGACAACAUCUACUGCCACCCGUGCUGUACAUUAGAUUGCCAGAACUUAUUCAUCUUAUAACUGAAAGUUUGUACCUUUUGAGCAAUGUCUCCCCAUUUCCCCUACCUUCCGGCCCCUGGAAACCACUAUGUAGUCUGUUUCUACGAGUUCAAUGUUUUUAAGCUCCAUCUAUAAGUAAGAUCAUAUAACAUUUGUCUUUCUGUGUCUGACUUAUUUUACUUAAUAUUCUCCAGCUUCAUAUUUUCACAAAUGACAAGACUUUAUUCUUUUUUAUGGCUGAAUAAUAUUUCAUUGCAUGUGUGUGUGUAUCACAAUUUCUUUAUCCAUUCAUCUAUUAAUGGGCAUUUAGGUUGUUUCCAUGUCUGGCUAUUGUGGAAGCUGCUGCUAUAAAUCUGGGAUUGCAGAAGUCUCUCUGAGAUACUGAUUUUAUUCCUUUGGAUAUAAUCCCAGAAGUGGGCUUGCUGGAUAAUAUGGUAGUUCUAGUUUAAUACUGUGAUGAGCCACCUUACGGUUUUUUAUAAUGGCUGUAUCAAUAUUCUCAUAUAUGUAAGGGAAUAUUGCUCCCUUUUGGAAGACAAUUCUUCAUGGAUCUCUCACUUCAUUUUCCCACAUCUUGUAUAAGCGUUUCUUCUGGGUGUCUUUUUCAGGAUUUUUUUAAAUGAAAGAAACAGACUUGAAGGAUGUGUCUCUUCAGGUCAAAGGCCAAAUAAAUAACUGGACAAUUUAAUAAAGAUUAUGCCUUUCUCUGAGGCAGUGGUCGGACGGUUUUCUUUGAAACACGUGUUAAAGCACUGGGAUUUCUUAACCUUGAGAUUCCUCAGCUGUGAUCAAAAUCUGCUGAGCAGAAAGCAUCCAGUUGGGUCUCUUUGAUCAUCCCUGUCACUUGGAGUGGACGUGGGGAACAAAUGCAGAUAUGGAGCUCUUGCUUUCGUUUGUGUGAUGAAUAGUCAAAUAUUUUUCAUCAGGCCCAGGAAUCUCAUGCCUUCCUCUAAUAUCCAUGAAGUUGACAGUCUUAAUUUUUUGGCUUGCAAAUAGAAAAAAAUCCAAGAAUGUUCACAUUUUUGACAGCUUGGGUGAUGAUGGGAUUGAUUCUGAGAAAUCUGUAACCUUAUAACCUUGUAUAAGAGGAAAGUAGAAAGAUUCUUCACAGACCUGGCCAGGGCUUAUGAGAAGGUUUCCUGGAACAAGUAGCAAAUUCUGUCACCCAAAUGAGAGUUGAGCAAGAGUAAGAUCCCUCCACUCUCCAACCUGUUAGCCAGGCUGUCAUGCGACAGGGAGAAUUGAAAGGAGCAGUCUAAAUGUGCCUCAUAUGUUCAUUCUCCUAGCCAAAGUAGGAAAGAAUGAGGAGUCCCCAAAGCUGAUAGAGCACUUUGGAUAAGUAGAAAAUAUUGUAAGUUCUUGUGGUUUUGCUGAAAGCAGUCAACAGGCUGCUAGAAACUAAAAGGAAAUGUGGGUGUUGGUGCCUUGCUUAUAAGCAGAGAGUCUCUCUCUCUGUGUACUCGCUGAUACCAGAACUCCACUGACAGGGCUUGGGCAGGGUUCACUAUGAGGGCAGAAAUGUCACAGAACAAUGGAGAUGGGGCCUUUGGGGAUAACUCAAUGUUCUCUUGUGUUUCUACACCAAAAUUUACAGCUAGAAUUGUGUUACAUGUGUUUGUGCUUCCCUGUCUCCUAAGUGCCAAAGGGGAUUACUCCAGUCUGGGUGAGAGACAGAAGAGUGUGAGAGAGUCAGACUUCUCCAUUUGCCACGGAGGGCAGGACUCGGUGGCUUUUGAGGAUGUGGCUGUGAACUUUACCCAGGAGGAAUGGGCUUUGCUAGAUUCUUCUCAGAAGAAUCUCUACAGAGAAGUGAUGCAGGAAACCUGCAGGAACCUGGCUUCUGUAGGAAGCAAAUGGAAAGACCAGAAUAUUGAAGAUCACUUCGAAAAACCUGGGAAAGAUAUAAGAAAUCAUAUGGUACAGAGACUGUGUGAAAGCAAAGAAGGUGGUCAGUAUGGAGAAGUUGUCAGCCAAAUUCCAAAUCUUGAUCUGAACGAGAACAUUUCUACUGGACUAAAACAAUGUGAAUGCAGUAUUUGUGGAAAAGUCUUUGUACGUCAUUCCCUCCUUAAUAGGCACAUCCUAGCUCACUCAGGAUACAAACCAUAUGGAGAGAAGCAAUAUAAAUGUGAACAGUGUGGGAAAUUCUUCGUUUCUGUUCCAGGUGUUAGAAGACACAUGAUAAUGCACAGUGGAAAUCCAGCUUAUAAAUGUACGAUAUGUGGGAAAGCUUUUUAUUUUCUCAAUUCAGUUGAAAGACAUCAGAGAACUCACACAGGAGAAAAACCCUAUAAAUGUAAACAGUGUGGUAAAGCGUUCACUGUUCCCGGUUCUUGUCUAAUACAUGAACGAACUCACACUGGAGAGAAACCCUACGAAUGUAAGGAAUGUGGGAAAACAUUCAGAUUUUCUUGUUCUUUUAAGACGCAUGAAAGGACUCACACUGGAGAAAGACCCUAUAAAUGUACCAAAUGUGAUAAAGCCUUCAGCUGUUCCACUUCCCUUCGUUACCAUGGAAGCAUUCAUACUGGAGAGAGACCCUAUGAGUGUAAACAAUGUGGCAAAGCCUUUAGUCGUUUGAGUUCCCUUUGUAACCAUAGAAGUACUCAUACCGGAGAGAAACCCUAUGAAUGUAAACAGUGUGAUCAAGCCUUCAGUCGCCUCAGUUCCCUUCACCUCCACGAAAGAAUUCAUACUGGAGAAAAACCCUAUGAAUGUAAGAAAUGCGGUAAAGCCUACACUCGUUCCAGUCACCUUACUCGCCAUGAAAGAAGUCAUGAUAUAGAGGCUGGGUCUAGUGACUCAGCCUAUAAUCCCAGCACUUUGGGAGGCCAAGGUGUGUGGAUUGCUUGAGCCCAGGAGUUCAUAACCAGCCUGGAUUAAAACAAUGUGAAACAACCUGGGCAACAUGGUGAAACCCUGUCUUUACAAAAAAUAAAAUAAUGCCGGGCACGGUGGCUCACGCCUGUAAUCCCAGCACUUUGGGAGGCCGAGGCGGACGGAUCACGAGGUCAGGAGAUUGAGACCAUCCUGGCCAACACGGUGAAACCCCGUCUCUACUAAAAAUACAAAAAAUUAUCUGGGCAUGCCGGCAGGCGCCUGUGGUCCCAGCUACUCGGGAGGCUGAGGCAGGAGAAUGGCAUGAACCCGGGAGGCGGAACUUGCAGUGAGCCGAGAUCGCACCACUGCACUUCAGCCUGGGUGAUAGAGUGAGACUCCAUCUCAAAAAAUAAGAUAAAAUUUAAAAAAAUAAUUAGCUGGGCAUGGUGGCACAUUUCAGUUGUCUUAGUUGUUUUUCAAGGACGUAAAAAGCUGUGCGCAGCAGUCAGGGAAGCCCUGUGCAUGCGGAUCAUCAGGUCGGGAGAUUGAGACCAUCCUGGCCAAUGUGGUGAAACCUCGUCUCUACCAAAAACACAAAAAUUAGCUGGGUGUGGCAGCAUAUGCUUGUAAUCCCAGCUACUCAGGAGGCUGAGGCAGGAGAAUCGUUUGAACCAGGGAGUUGGAGGUUGCAGUUAGCUGAGAUGGUGCCACUGCACUCCAGCCUGGUGACAGAGUGAGACUCUAUCUCAAAAAAGCCCUAUGCGGCUGGGCGUGGUGGCUCACGCCUGUAAUCCCAGCACUUUGGGAGGCCGAGGUGGGUGGAUCACAAGGUCGAGAGAUCGAGACCAUCCUGGCCAACAUGGUGAAACCCUGUCUCUACUAAAAAUACAAAAAUUAGCUGGGCAUGGUGGCGGGUGUCUGUAGUCCCAGCUACUCAGGAGGCUGAGGCAGGAGAAUCACUUGAACCUAGGAGGCAGAGGUUGCAGUGAGCUGAAAUUGUGCUACUGCACUCCAGCCUGGCAACAGAGUGAGACUCCGUCUCAAAAAAAAAGGCCUUACGCAUGUAAGAAAUGUGAUAAAGCAUUUACUCUUUCCCAUUCCCUCAUAAACAUGAAAGAGCUCAUACUUCAGAAAACCUUAAGAAUGUAGGAAAUGUGGUCAAGCUUUCAGAUUUUCCUAUUUCGAAGAUUUGGGAGGACUCAGAGUGGAGAAGAGCCUUUUGAAUUUAAAUUUGUGUUAAGGCCUUCAGUUGUUUUAGUUCCAUUUGAAGACAUCAACUCAUUCCUGAGGAAAAACCCUAUGAAUGUCCAGAAUGUGGGAAUGUUUCAUUUCUCUCAUAUCCACUCAGGGACAUAUGAAAAUGCACACUGCAGCUGGACCUUGUAAAUACAAGAAUGUACACGGGAUUAAAACUAAUAUUUAGAAACUGCAAGAAUAUUUUCAGUUUUAACAUUUAUUUGAAAAGUCAUGUGAAAACUCCCACUGGAAAGAAGUUCUAUAAAUGAAGUUUUUCUAAUUUGGAAAGCCUGAUGCAAAUUAUCGUGCGGUGCUUGAAAAAAAUGUACGUGUAUGAAAUGUUACACAAAUUACAAGUAUAUUGUUUUUAUCAGUGGCUCAUUCUUAAAGAGUCUUGAGUAUGCAUUUCACCUUAUUUUGCAGGAAAACCUUGAGGUGAGAGUUCCGUAAAUGCUUUUUAAGCAGUACUUGAAUUUCAUAGUAAUGAUAUUUUCUUCAGUUUGUUGGUAGAAUUUUUGUCUAUUCAUUUGAUAAUGUGUUGGAUUCAUGGUUGAAUUUUGAUGUUUUUCUAAUAUGUAGGUAAGUUUAAUUUUUUUAUUUUAUUAUUUUUUUUUUGAGACGGAGUCUCACUCUGUUGCCCAGGCUGGAGUGCCGUGGUGCGGUCUUGGCUCACUGCAACCUCCGCCUCCUGGGUUUAAGCAAUUCUCCUGCCUCAGCCUCCCGAGUAGCUGGGAUUACAGGUGCCCACCACUACAUCCAGCUAAUUUUUUGUAUUUUUAGUAGAGAGAGGGUUUUACCAUGUUGGCUAGGCUAGUCUUGAACUCCUGACCUCAUGAUUUGCCCCCCUCAGCCUCCCAAAGUGCUGGGAUUACAGGCAUGAGCCACUGUGCCCAGUGGGGUAAGUUUAAUUUGUAUGUAUUGUUCCGUGAUUAAUGGACCAGUGAAUAAUGAUUGCUAAUUGUUGCAAUUUUCUUACUAGCCUCAUUUGGCAAAUUUUGGUUAUCCCUUGUCCAUUAUACACAUUCCACCUUUUUUUAUUAAAGGAAAAACUACUCUUGGUGUAAAGAUGUUUAUUUUUUGCUAAUAAUGAGUUGGUAUUAAUUCCUAAGUACAUAAAGUUUAUCAUAGAGUAUCAUCUCGUGAGUUCUUUGCAUUUGUUGCCCUUUAUUCUUUAUUAUUUCUGUCUGUUAUUUGGAUAGUUCACUUUGAAUGAAGGAGAGAGAACUGUGAUAGGACAAUAUGUUGUAACCAAUCUGAGGGAGGAAGCAUUCAGUCUCACAGUCACAUAUGAUAGCAUUAAAAUGAUGUAUAACAUAACCACAUUUACUUAAGAGGGUAUUCCGGUAUCAAACAGCAAAUUCCAAGAUGCAAAAACUGCAAUUGCUUUUGUACUCACCUUAUAGUAAUUUGUGUGAUUUCUUUUUUCUUUUUGUUAGGCUUGCUUGAUAGUUAUCAAUUUUGUUGAUCUUUAUGAAGAAACAGCUAUUGUUCUAUUGAGUUCUGUUGAUUUUCUAUUUUCAGUGCCAUUGACUUGUCAUCUUGUUGUUUUUAUUUCUUUUGACUGAAUUUGUUCUUUUUCUUUAGUGACCUAAAGUAGAAGAUUACAUCAUUGGGUGUAUAAUUUUGUUUGUAAUGUAUGCAUUCAACGUUGUAAAUUUCUAAGCAAGA
Messenger RNA from Pongo pygmaeus (Bornean orangutan), 8282 nucleotides. RefSeq names its product zinc finger protein 669 (gene ZNF669). Bases 4065 to 5411 code for a protein of 448 amino acids. Lineage: Eukaryota; Metazoa; Chordata; Mammalia; Primates; Hominidae. Gene Ontology annotation, biological process: regulation of DNA-templated transcription. Gene Ontology annotation, cellular component: nucleus. The transcript has 4 exons. The record is from RefSeq and is a predicted model, not a curated record. Gene Ontology annotation, molecular function: DNA-binding transcription factor activity, RNA polymerase II-specific; RNA polymerase II cis-regulatory region sequence-specific DNA binding.